Messenger RNA from Talpa occidentalis (Iberian mole), 4248 nucleotides. RefSeq names its product kinesin family member 1C (gene KIF1C). Gene Ontology annotation, biological process: microtubule-based movement. The transcript has 23 exons. The record is from RefSeq and is a predicted model, not a curated record. Bases 361 to 3669 code for a protein of 1102 amino acids. Gene Ontology annotation, molecular function: microtubule motor activity; ATP binding; microtubule binding. Lineage: Eukaryota; Metazoa; Chordata; Mammalia; Eulipotyphla; Talpidae.
AGCUCGCGCUGCCCGGGCGGGCGCCGGCCGCUGGCGCCGCUACUGCUGCCGCCCCCGGGGCGCGAGUCGGCCGCCCGCCGCCCGGGGACCCGGCGAGGGGCGGGGGCAGCGCCCGACAGGUCCCGGGUCUCCCCCACUCCCGUCUCACGCUUUCCGGAAAGUUUGUCCCUUUGCGUUCCGCCGAUCCGCCCCGGGAACCCCGCCGCGACGAGGGUUUCCCCCACAGCCCCAGCUGGUGUGGCCAGGCCCCAAGUGUAGGAUGGGGCUCCCCCUACGAGGGCCGGUGGCAGCCAGAACUGAUACAGCCCCCCUGGUCUGGGGCCAGGACGCCAGCUGAGGAGGGUGGGAGCAUCUGGAGCUAUGGCUGGCGCCUCGGUGAAAGUGGCAGUGAGGGUUCGGCCCUUCAACGCCCGUGAGACCAGCCAGGAUGCCAAGUGUGUGGUCAGCAUGCAGGGCAGCACCACCUCCAUCAUCAAUCCCAAGCAGAGCAAAGAUGCCCCCAAAAGUUUCACCUUCGACUAUUCCUACUGGUCACACACUUCGGCUGAGGACCCCCAGUUUGCAUCUCAGCAGCAGGUCUAUCGGGACAUUGGAGAAGAAAUGCUGCUGCAUGCCUUCGAGGGCUACAAUGUGUGCAUCUUUGCCUAUGGGCAGACCGGGGCUGGGAAAUCCUACACCAUGAUGGGGCGGCAGGAGCCCGGGCAGCAAGGCAUCGUGCCCCAGCUCUGUGAGGACCUCUUCUCUCGUGUUAGUAAGAACCAGAGCGCUCAGCUAUCCUAUUCUGUGGAGGUGAGCUAUAUGGAGAUCUAUUGUGAGCGGGUACGAGACCUCUUGAACCCCAAGAGUCGGGGCUCUCUUCGGGUCCGGGAGCACCCUAUCCUGGGCCCCUAUGUGCAGGACCUGUCUAAAUUGGCUGUGACCUCUUAUGCAGACAUUGCUGACCUCAUGGACUGUGGAAAUAAGGCUCGGACUGUGGCUGCUACCAACAUGAAUGAGACCAGCAGCCGUUCCCACGCUGUCUUCACCAUUGUCUUCACUCAGCGCUGCCAUGACCAGCUCACUGGGCUAGAUUCAGAGAAGGUUAGUAAGAUCAGUUUGGUGGACCUUGCUGGGAGUGAGCGGGCCGACUCCUCGGGGGCCCGGGGCAUGCGGCUGAAGGAAGGUGCCAACAUCAAUAAGUCCCUGACUACUCUAGGGAAAGUGAUCUCGGCCUUGGCAGAUAUGCAAUCAAAGAAGAGGAAGUCGGAUUUUAUCCCUUACAGGGACUCUGUGCUCACCUGGCUACUGAAGGAGAAUCUGGGUGGCAACUCACGCACAGCAAUGAUUGCAGCCCUGAGCCCCGCUGACAUCAACUACGAGGAGACCCUCAGCACACUCAGGUAUGCUGACCGCACCAAGCAGAUCCGCUGCAACGCCAUCAUCAAUGAGGACCCUAAUGCCCGCCUUAUCCGGGAGCUGCAGGAGGAGGUGGCUCGGCUACGGGAGCUGCUAAUGGCUCAGGGGCUCUCGGCCUCCGCUCUGGGAGGCCUAAAGGUGGAUGAGGGAAGUCCUGGAGGUGCUUUGCCAGCUGUAUCAUCUCCCCCUGCCCCAGCUUCACCCUCAUCUCCCCCUGCACACAACGGGGAGUUGGAGCCAUCAUUCUCCCCCAACACUGAACCUCAGAUUGGGCCUGAGGAGGCCAUGGAGAGGCUACAGGAAACAGAGAAAAUUAUAGCUGAGUUGAACGAGACCUGGGAGGAGAAGCUACGCAAGACGGAAGCCCUAAGGAUGGAGAGAGAAGCAUUGCUGGCUGAGAUGGGGGUGGCUGUCCGGGAGGAUGGGGGAACCGUGGGUGUUUUCUCUCCAAAGAAGACUCCCCAUCUGGUGAAUCUGAAUGAGGACCCCCUGAUGUCCGAAUGUCUGCUCUACCACAUCAAAGAUGGCGUCACCAGGGUUGGCCAGGUAGAUGUUGACAUCAAACUGACCGGGCAGUUCAUUCGAGAGCAACACUGUCUGUUCCGCAGCAUCCCUCAGCCGGAUGGAGAAGUGGUGGUCACCCUGGAGCCUUGUGAAGGAGCCGAGACCUACGUCAAUGGGAAACUGGUCACAGAGCCACAGGUGCUGAAGUCAGGGAAUAGGAUUGUGAUGGGCAAGAACCACGUUUUCCGCUUCAAUCACCCGGAGCAGGCACGCCUGGAAAGGGAGCGAGGGGUCCCCCCACCCCCAGGACCGCCCUCCGAGCCCGUUGACUGGAACUUUGCCCAGAAGGAACUGCUGGAGCAGCAAGGCAUUGACAUCAAGCUGGAGAUGGAGAAGAGGCUGCAGGAUCUGGAGAAUCAGUACCGGAAAGAAAAGGAAGAGGCUGAUCUUCUGUUGGAACAGCAACGGCUGUAUGCGGACUCUGACAGUGGGGAUGACUCCGACAAGCGCUCCUGUGAAGAGAGCUGGCGACUCAUCUCCUCCUUGAGGGAGCAGCUGCCCCCCACCACGGUCCAGACCAUUGUCAAACGCUGUGGCCUUCCCAGCAGCGGCAAGCGGAGGGCCCCUCGGAGGGUGUAUCAGAUCCCACAGCGUCGGCGACUGCAGGGCAAAGACCCCCGCUGGGCCACCAUGGCUGACCUGAAGAUGCAGGCAGUAAAGGAAAUCUGCUAUGAGGUGGCCCUGGCCGAUUUCCGCCAUGGGCGGGCUGAGAUCGAGGCCCUGGCCGCCCUCAAGAUGCGGGAGCUGUGUCGCACCUACGGCAAGCCUGAGGGUCCUGGAGAUGCCUGGAGGGCCGUGGCCCGGGAUGUCUGGGACACCGUGGGCGAGGAAGAAGGUGGAAGUGGAGGUGGCGGUGGUGAGGAGGGAGCCCGAGGAGCAGAGGUGGAGGACCUCCGGGCUCACAUCGACAAGCUGACGGGGAUUCUGCAGGAGGUGAAGCUGCAGAACAGCACCAAGGACCGCGAGCUGCAGGCCCUGAGGGACCGCAUGCUCCGCAUGGAGAGGGUCAUUCCCCUGACUCAGGAUCAUGAGGAUGAGGAUGAAGAAGCCAGUGAGGCCACCUGGGCUAUGCCCCAAGGGUCAGAGGCUGAGGAAGAUGGCCCCAGUGACCGUGUGCCGUCAGCCCGGCCCCCCUCGCCACCCUUGUCAAGCUGGGAGCGGGUGUCUCGGCUGAUGGAGGAAGACCCUGCCUUCCGUCGAGGCCGCCUUCGCUGGCUCAAACAGGAGCAGUUGCGGCUUCAGGGACUGCAGGGCGCUGGGGGCCGGGGUGGGGGACUGCGCAGGCCCCCCGCCCGCUUUGUGCCCCCUCACGACUGCAAACUGCGCUUCCCCUUUAAAAGCAACCCACAGCACCGGGAGUCCUGGCCAGGGAUGGGAGGUGGGGAGACCCCAGCUCCACCCCAACCCCCUGAGGAAGUCACUCCUCCUCCUCCUCCUGCCCCCCUUGCCCGAAGGCCCCCUAGUCCCCGCAGGUCCCACCGUCCCCGCAGGAACUCCCUGGACGGAGGGGGCAGAUCCCGGGGAGGGGGUUCCACACAGCCCGAUCCCCAGCAUUUCCAGCCCAAAAAGCACAACUAUUAUCCCCAGCAGCCCCAACCAUACCCAGCCCAGCGACCCCCAGGACCCCGCUACCCCCCAUACACUACUCCCCCAAGAAUGAGACGGCAGCGCUCAGCCCCUGACCUCAAGGAGAGCGGGGCGGCCAUGUGAAUCCCAUGUCCUGGGCAGAGAGGGCCUGGUGGGGCCCCUUACUGGGAGGAGAGAAGGCUCCCAAGACACUGCUUCCCCAGAAGCCCUGGGGCAGGGAGGCCCUGGAGAUGAGAGAGAAGGUCCGAGUAGGUGAUAAAAGACGAAGGGGUGACUGGGCUGGAGGCGGAAGGAAGGAAGGAAGGAGGGAAGGAAGGAAAGGGGCACGGAGUUGCCAGGAGCAAACCAAAGUGAAGGAAGAGUGAUAAGAAGCUGCCUUGGGGCCACCCCUUGCAGAGGGGGAGGUCCCACAAACGCUGCUAUGGGUGGGGUGGGGGGCUGGGGUGCUACGUAGCCAGUGUUUGACUUUCUUUUGAAGUGGGGGCAAAGGGGAGAGAACCAAGAGUGAGGCAAGUUCUCCUCCCUGCCCCUGUCUGUCUGUCUGUCUGUCCGUGGUGGGUUUCUGUUUCCAGUGUGGUGGGAUCGUGAGUCAUUCCCCUCCCCUUCAGGCCUCCUACUAUAUUUGGGGGAUCUUUCUGGUUUCUGGUGUGGCCAGGGUCCCAUGUGGGUGUGGGAUCCUUCAAUAAAGGAUAGCAAACAGGA